This is a messenger RNA of Helobdella robusta, 2178 nucleotides long. RefSeq lists its product as hypothetical. Gene Ontology annotation, biological process: signal transduction. Bases 1 to 2178 code for a protein of 725 amino acids. The transcript has 10 exons. The record is from RefSeq and is a predicted model, not a curated record. Lineage: Eukaryota; Metazoa; Annelida; Clitellata; Rhynchobdellida; Glossiphoniidae.
AUGGCCAGUUAUUUUCAUUAUGAAGAUGAUUCUGAUUCUCCAACUGAGGAAGAGGAAGAUGGUUACUCGCUGGCAGAAAUCCGGGCAGACCAAUUUGAAAUAGACUUCGAGGAAACCUUGGCCUUGUUCGAUGCCCUCCUCAUCAAUGAUGAUUCCUUCAGUGAUUCCUUUUCGUUGUUUUCGUCAUCCCCUCCGCUUACCUAUUCUACUGCAAAGCCAAGAAGCAGCCACACGAGUUCGGAUGACAAGCCACUGAAGUUUAAAUCUCAUAAUCUCUCAUAUAAGGCUGCUUUGAAUGACUUCAUUGAGGAUAGGCCCAAAUCAUUUCUACACGAUGAGGUAAGCGAGUUUAACAAAGUCUUAACAGAGCUAGCCACUAACUCUCCAAAGUAUCAAACUCUAUCAUCAACAGCAUCUUAUCAUAUCCUAGCUGAGAACGAUAAAUUUGUCCACAAUCAUUCCCACAUGGGUAACAGAAAAUCUAGAGAUUUAAACUCAUCAGAUUACAUAUCAUUGGCCCCAUUUGAAAAUGUUACGACUAAAAAUGAUCAUAAAAAUGAAAAUUAUUUUAACUUAUUAAGGAAGCAUAAUGUAUCUAGCAACAGCAAACACAUUAAAAGUGGCAACAUCAACAACAACAGCACCAACAACAACAACCAAGUAAUUCAUCAAAGUAUCAACUGUUCUGAAAAUGAUGACGACUGCAGCUCAUGUUCUAAUAGUAUGUCAGGCUUCAAUAAAAAAGAGAGUGGUCACUUCCGUGGCAUACCCGUAAGAAGUCAAUCCCUCGAUAUACUUGGCCACAUUUGCCCUAAAUGUCUGAACGCCAAGAGGAGUUCUUGUAGGGAAAUAUUGAAGUCGGGAUAUUUUGAAUCCAUCAGUUCGAUGCAGUUUCUUAAUGACGUCAACGAUUUCGACAGCAACAACUGUUACAGUAGUAACAAUAAUAAUUGUUGUAAUGAUAAUAGUGGUAAUAAUAAUAAUAACUAUAAUAAUGUGACAAAUAGAUGUCUACGAUGUGAACCUAUUAACAGCAAUGCUAAUUUUAAAAAAUAUCUGAAGAAAUGCACACAGUAUGACGAUGAAGAUGAUGAUGGCGGGAUUUGUACAGGCGCUAUUGCAGCUGCUGCAGAUGAUGCUGUCCGUGGUGAUGGUGGUGAUCGUCUUGAUGGUGAUUAUGACUGUGGCACUCUUAAAAAGAAUGAUGAUGAUGGUGUUGGUGGUGGAAAAAACAAGGAUGGUUCCGAUUCUGCCUACCAGACAGGUGACAGUGAAACGAUGACGUCAUCAAUGACGUCAUUAGUAGCAAGGAUGGAUAAAAAUAAGAAUAAUAUGGCUGGUCUGAAUUAUAGUUCACUGGCAUCUUCAAUUAGCAGAUUAGAUCUGGAGCAGAAAUUGAGAGUCUUCAACUGUAACAAACUUGGGCUUCAGAUGGAAUUGUCAGAAUUAGAUCCCUCAUCUUUCAUUGGCUCCAUCAUAAUCAAUUUGAACCUCACCCAGCCAAUCAACAUGAAGCUUAUGACGACAUCCACAGUCGACAGAUGCGAUAACUUCAGUGACAAUAAUGUUAAUAAUACCAUAAAAAAUACUUCAACGAAAAAUAAGAGCCCCAACGAUCAGGCUGGUUCGAAAUUUCGCUCCCUACCUCACAAAUUCGAUAGUGAAAGUAGCAUCUGUUCUUUCCAUUUACCUGUCGGGAUUUCCAAAGUCGUUCACAUCACCAGUGAGUCUACAGUGCCCAUAGUAAUACAGUCGCUUUUGAACAAGUUCAACAUCAUUGAUGAUGCAAAAAAAUUUGCAUUGUUUCAAAAAACCCACGACAGUUGCCAGCAUGAUGGCAGUGACAGUGGUGGCUACAAUUCAUAUCCAUCGACAGCACAGACGCCCACAACGACGACGACAUCGACGACAACCGCAACUUGCCACAUGAGAAAGUUACUCGAUCAUGAGCUGCCAUUGGAGAUCUGCUUGAAAUGGGUGCUGGAUGGUGGUUUGGACGCCCUACACAGGUCUCAAUUCGUCCUCCAGGAAUAUUCCACAGGGGAGAUUAUUUGGAAUGCAUUCUCGCUGCCUGAACUGAACAACUUUCUGGCGAUACUGAAUAGAGAAGAAGAGAACAAGAUCGAGUCAAUCUGCUGUUACAAAAGAUUUCUUUUCUUCAAAUUGACAUCUAGUUGA